Panicum virgatum (switchgrass) is the source of this 453-nucleotide messenger RNA. Its product is annotated as predicted GPI-anchored protein 58. The coding region runs from base 1 to 453 and encodes 150 amino acids. The record is from RefSeq and is a predicted model, not a curated record. The transcript has a single exon. Lineage: Eukaryota; Viridiplantae; Streptophyta; Magnoliopsida; Poales; Poaceae.
AUGGCUGCCUCCCCGCGAUGGCCAUGGCCGCGCGGGGCCCUCCGCCACAGCCGGCAUGCCGCCGCCGGUGCGGAUCCGGCCGGCGCGGCCCAAGAGCAGGACGCCGCCGUGUCCUCGGCCACCGCCGCCCCUGCUCCUCCCUCCCGCAGCAACCGCAAGGAGCCUCUGCUCCUCACUCCCGUGGCCGCCGCUUCCUCCCUCCCGCGGUCCGCACCACCGCCGCGACGAGGCCCGCCGCCCGCCCCCGCUUCAUGCCCCGCCCCUCACCGGGCCGCACCCUCGCCUCCCGCACCUCGCCACGGCCGAGCUCCAGGGGCGCUGGCCGCGGAGGCCGCGAGCUCCAGGGGCGGCACCCCCGACCUCCAGAGGGCGGUGGUGAGUGCUGCGGUUGUGAGCUCUAGGGCAGGCUUGGAGGAUGCAGGGGUCGGUGGCGAGCUCCAGGGGCGGCCGUGA